Molecule: messenger RNA, 897 nt
Organism: Dalotia coriaria
Lineage: Eukaryota; Metazoa; Arthropoda; Insecta; Coleoptera; Staphylinidae
Exons: 2
Coding region: 121-789 (222 amino acids)
Source: RefSeq, a predicted model, not a curated record
CUUGCUAAAGCUCACACUAGAUGUCGCAACACUGAUCAGUGGCACAACCACAUGAAUAUCUGGGAUGGAUAACAUUAUAGAAAUUGUAUAUGUGCAAUAUGGUCGAGAAUAUAAUCAACGAUGAGUGAUAAAUUAAAUGAGACCUUACAUGUGAGACUGGCCUAUCUUACUUCACAUAUCAAUAAUCAGCCAGUUUUCUUAAACAAUGUGAAAGAUAUGUUUCAAAGUCAAAUAGCCUCAAUCAGGUCAUUGCAACGAAUUACCAACGUCAAAGAAUUGGCGAAAUUACUGAAAAAGAGGGACUUAUUAACAACAUCAUGUUUGGAUUCUAUUGCAUACAUGUUACCUCCUGAUUUAUACCAAGAAUACAGUAAAAUAAAAGGUGCACAUCAAGUCACAAUACACCCUCACAUGUCAAGUAAUAAUCACAGAUCAAAUAUAUCCAAUAUCAUAGGUUCUACUUCAGAGGAAAGAGAUUCAAUUAAUUUGAAUGGUAAUCUGGAUAAAAUUUACAGGAUUAUUUGUGGUGAAUUGAGUCCCCAACAUUGUAAAGAUAUGGCAAGGAAAUUGUGCAUUAAGGAAUGCCACAUUGAUGAACUGUUUUUAUGUUCUACCAGCACACAUGAGUGUAUAAAGAAGGUGUUACAGAUGCAUGAAGAAAACUGUGACCCAAAAACAUGGAGGCAAUCUCUUUUGAAUGCCUUAGAUGGUGCAAAACGAGAAGACGUUCGAAAAAUGGUUGAAAGAAAACUCGACGACUUGGACAUAACAAGGCCUUAUAAAUUGUAAUGUGAUGAUGCAAUUAUAGAAUUAACUAUUUAAUGAGAAUUUCUAUUUACAUUAAGAAGAUGAUGUAAUUUUGUUAAAGGAAACAAUUAACCUUUUUGUUCAGAGCAA